Molecule: messenger RNA, 2138 nt
Organism: Mytilus trossulus (common blue mussel)
Lineage: Eukaryota; Metazoa; Mollusca; Bivalvia; Mytilida; Mytilidae
Product: neo-calmodulin-like
Exons: 5
Coding region: 428-1063 (211 amino acids)
Molecular function (GO): calcium ion binding
Source: RefSeq, a predicted model, not a curated record
GUUAAUAGAACGAACAGGAAGACAAGAACUUAAAAGCAAAAAUGCCGGCUCACUUCAAUAACAAACAGAAACGUUCACACCUGAACAAAUGCUGUAUCCUAAACAUAAAUAUUCUGGAAAUUAAAUUCAACUUCUGUUUGAACUACAACCUUUGACUCUCUCUAUUAGAUGGAACUAGUUUUAGGGAAAUAAAAACCUGCUAUUGUAUAUUCUAUCUAGGAUAUAAACACUGACAUAUAUAUUCUGGAAAUUAAAUUCAACUUCAGUCUGAACUACAACCUUUGACUCUCUCUAUUAGAUGGAACUAGUUUUAGGGAAAUAAAAACCUGUUGUAUAUUCGAUCUGGGACAUAACACUGACAUUAAUUCUUAUUUUAUUGAAAUGGAGCUAGCGGCUUAUUCUACUUCCAGGAAUUAAGGAAUUAGACAUGGAUUGUAUUGGAACCAAGUCAACAAAGUGCAAGAAGCUCAUUCGGUUGAGCCCGAAGUCUAAAAAGAAACCAUCCCGGAACAAAGAACCGAACGGCAUGGAUGCCAGUGGCAUUGACCACAAGGAAAACAAUAGUAGACUUCCGAAUGGCUUCACAGAUAAAGAAACAUACGACAUGAAGCAAGCGUUUGGUUUAUUCGAUAAGAAUAACGAUGGGAAAAUCUCGAGUGAUGAAUUAGGCCGAGUGUUACGGACGUUAGGUCAUAAUUAUUCCAAUGAUCAAGUUCAAGAAAUGAUCAGUAAUGUAGAUACAAAUGAAAACGGGUAUGUAGAAUUUGAUGAAUUUAUAACUAUGAUGAAGCGUUGGCAACACAAUUUGUCAUGUGACACCGAAUGUGCGUCUGCUCCAGUAAAACCAGCAGACGAUAAACAUUAUGAAGCAUUCAAAGCUUUUGAUAUGGAUGGCAAUGGGUAUAUAGACAAACAUGAACUUAAAUACACAAUGCGCAGACUCGGGGAAAAUUUAUCAGACGAUGAUAUUAAAGCAAUGUUUAAAGAGGCAGAUUUAAAUGGAGACGGACUUAUAGAUUUCAACGAAUUUAAGCGGCUACUACAUCAUUUCUGCCCGGAAUGAACGAACUAUUAGAACAUUGUUAUGGAAACCAUUACGUCAGUGAUCACGUGACUCCAAGUGUCCAAUCACGAUGCAAUAUAUAGUUAUCCAAGGAAAACUUAAUGGAUGGAGCGAUCACUGGAGUUGUUUCUUGAUAUUAUUCAUUUCCCAUACCAGUGAUUGAAGUUAGUUGGAAGAAGUGUUUUAUUUGAUUUUCUAAAACAAAAACCAGGAGGUUCUCAAUAUUUAUAAAAGAGUACAUGCAACUGUGGCCAUUCUGAAAAACUUUCUAUUUUGACAAAGCAAAGCCGUUCUUUCUCUCAAAACUAUAAGUAGAUAUAUAACCCAGCAUUUUCUCAUGAACAUAAGUAAGGAGGGGUAUUGCCAUUUCAUUUUUAGAAAUGGAAAUGUAAAGUAUUUGAUAUUUCAUUUAUGCAACGAAAUAAUCUCUGAUAUGUUCAUUAUAGAUGUAUCUGUAAAUUUACUGCAAUUGUUAAGGUUUAACUUUUCCUAAUUAAAUUUUGGAACUUACCAGUUGCAUUUAAAUGAGUGCUGAAUCUUUUGAUAAAAUACAUGGAAAACGUAGUUUGAAUAAUCAAUUCUACACAGAUUUUGAGAACCUCCUGUUCUUUAUAUAUUUCUAUUGUGAUACCUCUUAGAAUACUCAAAUUAUCAGACAAAGCCAGUGUGAUAAGUUAUUAUAGUUGUAGGAGUUGUCUUUCUUGAUAAGUUUUUAUACUUGUAGCAGUUGUCUUUCUUAUCCUAGAAUAUUAUUUAUAAAGUUAAACUUUAAUUUUUUUCGAAUUUGAAUAUUUUGAAUAUCAUGCCUCUUUGCAUGUAGAUAUGAUAAAGAUGUAUUUUAAUCUUGAGCUAAUUAAAUUUUAGUUAAUUUUGAUUAAAAAUUAUUUGUUAAGAAUAAUAGAUGAUUAUGGUGCGGAGAUUUAUAUAAGUGUUACUACGCAAUUUUCGUUGUCUAUAUAGAAAUAUACUAAACAAUUACAUUUAUUAAACGUAACAAUAGUGUAGUAGUAAUUUUCGUAUCAUAAUAGAUGAAAAACUGAACUUCUUAAUUUAAAAUAUUUAAACAAAAAUAAAA